This is a messenger RNA of Neohortaea acidophila, 1326 nucleotides long. RefSeq lists its product as uncharacterized. The transcript has a single exon. NCBI's taxonomy places the organism in Eukaryota, Fungi, Ascomycota, Dothideomycetes, Mycosphaerellales, Teratosphaeriaceae. Bases 1 to 1326 code for a protein of 441 amino acids. Gene Ontology annotation, molecular function: protein binding. The record is from RefSeq and is a predicted model, not a curated record.
AUGUACGAACACUUCCUCUUCUCCUUCCAGGCGCUGCGCCAUGGAGACAACAUUACGACUGUUUGGAACGACAUGAUCAAAGCUGGACACAAGCCGACGACGAGGACAUAUACCAUCAUGAUGAAGGGGAAUCAGACCAUGCGGGACCUCGACACCAUGGAGGCAUUCUGGGAAAUGAUGCGGCAGGCUGGGCUCCAGCCGGACGGCUAUGCGUGGAGCACGAAGAUCUUUGGCUUGCUGAAGAGCAAGAAGAGUCAACACUUGAAGCUGGGUAUGGCGGCGCUGGAGCAGAUGGGACAGGAGUGGGUGACGGCAGCGACGCAGGCGUAUCAUGGCACGUCAAAGCGAGGAGGGAAGAAGGGCAGCCAAACGCCAGCGACCCCAACGCGAGUCGAUCGACAAGAACUUCUGACGAGGUUCCCGGAGGAGCAUGUAAAUGGGAUUCCUCGCCCCAACGCGGUGAUCAUGAACGCGGCAAUCAUGGCGCUGGCUGCAUCGCGCGAUUCUCUGAUCUCCCAGGCGCUUCAGUGGGGUCGUUCUUUCGGGAUCGAGCCGGAUCUCAAGACAUACAAUGCUCUCAUCAACGUGUCGAUGCGCCACGGGUCCGCGGACGAAGCCAUGAGCAUUCUCAAGAAAAUGAAGGAAAGGGGCAUCCAAGCCGACAGCACCACCAUGACCGUGAUGACGUCUGCCAUGUUCGAAGGCGGCAUCUUCGACGGUUUGGACGCCGAGGAAGUCGGAGAGCGGGUUGUGAGUCUUAUGCGGGAAGUCGACCAGUUCUCCGAGGGCGGAAUGGACGAAAAGGGCUACGCGCUCAUCAUGGACCGCUUGCUAAAGCGGUACAACAACCAUGCCGCCGCGCAGCAAGUCCUCGAACACAUGCUCGCCCGCGGCCUGAAGCCGAACGCCGAAAUGUACACCAUCAUCAUGACGUCUUACUUCCAACAGUCGCCGCUCAAUUUCGCAGCCAUGGAGAGUCUCUGGUCUCGCAUCCGCAGUGAGAAUUCAGGCUACGGCGCCCUGCUGGACAACACCUUCUACGACCGCAUGAUAGAGCUGUCGGCCCAGCAUCAUUCCGUUAUCGGCACCAAGCAAAUGGUGAGCUUCAUGGAGGCGAUGGAGAAGGAUGGGAAGAGGCCUUCUUGGCGGGCAUUGGAGGCCGCUGCGAGAGCGCUGGACGAGGCGGGCGAGCGGGAUCGGCUGGCGUUGUUGGUGGAUCGGGCGAAGCGGCUGCGAGAAGACGUGCCGGAUUCCAAGCAAGCGUAUGGCGUGCGAGCGUUUUGGGAUUUCAUUGCAUCGACUCAUCUCGGGGGUAGCGUGGCGUAG